ACGACGGCGGGAGGGGUGCAACGAAUAAAUUUGUUUCCCCUGUCAGGAGUGUGCCUGUGGGCGUGGUUACGUCGCCGCAGAACGAGAUGUUUUGACACCUUUCGCCUUCCCCCCCAGAAAAAACGCACAACAGCAGCAGCGCAUUAACAUCAGGAGACGGACUGAGGAAUGGCGAGCAAAGACAGUCCUGUAAAUUUGGAGUCGUGGCUCAAUGAGGCAACUGACCCAAACAAUGAAGAGGAAAGAUGGGACUGCAUCCAGGGAUUCUAUGAGCUCGUCAAUCAGGAAACCGAUGGCCCCCAAGUUGCCACUCGUCUUCUUGCACAUAAAAUCCAGUCUCCGCAAGAAAAACAAGCUCUGCAGGCUGUCACUGUUCUCGAGGCCUGUAUGAACAACUGCGGAAAAAGGUUCCACAGUGAGGCAGCAAAGUUUCGCUUUCUCAAUGAACUCAUCAAAAUCUUAUUGCCAAAGUACUUUGGUCAUUGGACUUCUCAGAAAGUGAAAGACCGAGUGACGGAAGUCCUCUACGGUUGGAGUGUGUGGCUUAAAGAUGAACCCAAGAUUCAGGAGGCCUACCACAUGCUGAAGAAACAAGGUGUAGUGACGAAAGACCCCAAACUGCCAGAUGUGGCUGGUGUUGCUCCUCCACCACAAAGAACUUCAGAUUCAGUUUUUGAUCAAGAGGACAAAACCAAGCUGUUAGCUAGACUUCUAAAAAGCAGCCGCCCUGAAGACUUGGAAACCGCUAACAGACUGAUUAAGAGCACCAUUAAAGAGGAGCAGGAGAAGGCAGAGCGGCUUUCAAAACGCGUUUCUACUCUGAACGAGGUGGAAAGAAGCACCAAGCAGCUCAGAGAACUACUGAAGCAAAACCCAGUCAGCGGGCCGUCGCUGCAGUCGAGCGAUGACCUGAAGGCUGUGUACGAGCGUUGUGACCGCCUACGGCCCAGCCUGUUCCGCCUGGCGAGCGAUACGAUGGACGAUGAUUCAGCUCUGGCACAGAUUCUGGAGGCAAAUGAUGAGCUAACGCUUGUAUUAAGUGCCUACAAAGACCGAGUAGAGAAACCGCAGUGUAACGGCAGAGGGAGUAAGAGUGAAGACGACACGGAGGAGAAAACUAAAGCUCCUGUUAGUCCAGUUAAGAGCUACCACCUCAUCGACCUGUCGGCACUGGAGUCUUCACAGACGCACAAAAGAGCUGAUUCACCUCCCCAAUUCAAAUCUUCUCCUCCCGCCUCCUAUCUGGACAGUACCUCCCAUUCCAUAGCUGACCAAGAGUUUACUGAACUCGAGGCUCCAAAAUCAUACUAUGAGGAACUAAUGCAGCUUAAUGGGGAAAUCCAAAUGAAUACUGGUUCCGUGCUGAGAGCCCGUGGCUGUGGAGGGAGCACGACAUCAUCAAAUGACUGGUCGCUUUCUCAAAGUCAGCAGGUUGCUGGAUCAGGCUCUGUGAUGACGCCACAGAAACCCGAUGAAGACGACCAGUGGAGACAAUUUAAGUCCAGUCAGAUAGAACCAAUCACCGUGUACGAUCAGUGCGGCAUCCAUAUCGCUCUACAUUUUGCCAAAGACUGUCCACCGGGACGGCCCAGUGUUGCCGUGAUGGUCAUCUCCACGGUCAACACCUCUGGCCUGGAAGUGAAACAUUUUUCUUUUCAAGCUGCAGUUCCCAAGACGAUGUCGGUGAAGCUGCAGCCUGCGUCCGCAACAACCCUCCCUCCUUACAACCCCCUCCUCCCACCUCCUGCCAUCUCCCAGGUCCUGCUGUUGGCAAACCCUCAGAAGCAUAAAGUGCGUCUACGUUACAAGCUGACACUGACACAUGGAAACCAACAGCUGAACGAAAUGGGAGAAAUCGGCAACUUCCCUGACUGGGCCUCCUUGGUCGGACUCUAACAACAUGUAGCGUGUCAGAAAUUGCAUCCAGGGAUUUUAGAAAUAAACUCUGCUCAACAAACAAGGUGACCAUACCUGCAAUAGCUCCUUGUGAGGUAAAUACAGAGUUAUUAUGUCAGCUAAAUGUGAUGGGAAAGGCAUUCAUUAAUGACAUCUUCUCAUUUUAAAUCUGAUUCUGGCUGGUCUGACGUGUCCUUUGACUCUUAUCUCUCAAAGCUUUAUGUCGUUUUAAAAAAACGGAGUGAAAUGAUCUGUCACUCAUCAAAAGGUCAAGCUCAGGUGAGUUUUUACGUGUACUGUACAGUUUGAUACACAGCUGUUGGUGAUGUUCACAUGAAAACGGGUGUUUGUUUUGGUGCGUUGUAAUGUUCAGAAUUCUAGAAGUGCCUUGUGAUGCUGUUUGUUUUUGUUUAAAUGCGUAUUUAUUUUAAUAAUUUGUUCCACCAAAAGGUUCACCAGGUUGAUACGAAUGCAUGUUCUGAUGAUGAAGGUUGUUUGAUUGGCAGAUAUUUUACUCAUGUCAGAUUAUUUAUAUAAAUUUGUUAGUGGUUUGUAGAUUUGAGGCAGUUUUAGUAGUAGGUGACAUCAGAUUGGUUCUGUUUGGUUUUCGUUCUCUUGCUGUUAACGUCAUAUGACCAGACCAGUGUUUGCUAUACUGUGAAACUUCAGGUUUGAGCCCAAUGCAAAACAUCAUGGUAUCCAUAUGUCUACUCAGUUACUGCUGUUAAAUUUACACAAGUUUAAAUACAGCUGCAUUUAAUAUUU
Molecule: messenger RNA, 2661 nt
Organism: Thalassophryne amazonica
Lineage: Eukaryota; Metazoa; Chordata; Actinopteri; Batrachoidiformes; Batrachoididae
Product: ADP-ribosylation factor-binding protein GGA1-like
Exons: 17
Coding region: 169-1896 (575 amino acids)
Biological process (GO): intracellular protein transport; vesicle-mediated transport
Cellular component (GO): trans-Golgi network
Molecular function (GO): ubiquitin binding; small GTPase binding; phosphatidylinositol binding
Source: RefSeq, a predicted model, not a curated record